Cantharellus anzutake is the source of this 315-nucleotide messenger RNA. RefSeq lists its product as uncharacterized. The transcript has 2 exons. NCBI's taxonomy places the organism in Eukaryota, Fungi, Basidiomycota, Agaricomycetes, Cantharellales, Hydnaceae. Bases 1 to 315 code for a protein of 104 amino acids. The record is from RefSeq and is a predicted model, not a curated record.
AUGCCGACAGGGGUGGGGCUGACACGAUGGAUGUUGGAAGAUGUUGCCAAAAACCACUUGGACUCAGACAAGGUCGAGUUAAUAUUAGAGCAGGCAACGCAAUGUGAGCUCAUGGUGGUUUUCACUGCAAAACGGGAGCUCCAUAUUCCAUAUGCCUUGUUUGAUGGACGACCCAAUUCCUAUCAGUUUGUCCAUGGGGGCCGUGUUGAGGCAACUUCCGAAGAUCCCAUAAAGUUUCUCCAUCAGGAAUUCCGCCAAUUGAUUAAGCCUAGAAUCCCGCUGGGGACUGAUGAUGUAUACAGCACUCCUCUUUGA